GGAGGCCUGUCAGUGCAGCGCGCGGACACGCUCUUGGCCUGGCACAGGCGGCUAAGGAUGUCGUCCUGGACGAGGUGGCAUGGACCCGAUAUGGCGCGGCUGUGGGCCUGCUGCUGGCUAGUGAUGGGUUUCUGGAUGUCUGCGAUCGCCUGCCCCAAGACCUGCAAAUGCAGCGCUUCCAGGAUCUGGUGCAGCGACCCUUCUCCUGGCAUCAUGGCAUUUCCCAGGUUGGAGCCCAGCAGCGUAGACCCUGAGAAUAUCACCGAAAUUUACAUUGCAAAUCAGAAAAGAUUCGAAAUCAUCAAUGAAGAUGAUGUUGAAGCUUAUGUGGGACUGAGAAAUCUGACCAUCGUGGAUUCUGGACUCAAAUUUGUGGCUCAUAAAGCAUUCCUGAAAAACAGCAACCUGCAGCACAUCAACUUCACUCGAAAUAAACUGACAAGUUUGUCUAGGAAACACUUUCGUCACCUUGACUUGUCUGAACUGAUUCUGGUCGGCAAUCCAUUUAUGUGCUCCUGUGACAUUAUGUGGAUCAAGACCCUUCAAGAGACCAGGCCCCGCCCAGAAACUCAGGAUCUGUACUGCCUGAAUGAGAGCAGCAAGAACAUCCCCUUGGCAAGCCUGCAGAUCCCCAAUUGUGGCUUGCCAUCAGCAAGUCUGACUGCACCCAACCUCACUGUGGAGGAAGGAAAGUCUAUUACAUUGUCGUGUAGUGUCACAGGUGAUCCGGCUCCUGACAUGUACUGGGAUGUUGGGCAUCUGAUCUCGAAACAUCUGAAUGAAACAAGCCACACACAGGGCUCCUUAAGGAUAACUAACAUCUCAUCUGAUGACAGUGGAAAACAGAUCUCUUGUGUGGCUGAAAAUAUUGUAGGAGAAGAUCAGGAUUCUGUCAACCUCACUGUGCACUUUGCGCCAACUAUCACAUUUCUCGAAUCUCCAACCUCAGACCACCACUGGUGCAUUCCAUUCACUGUGAAAGGCAACCCCAAGCCAGCGCUUCAGUGGUUCUAUAACGGGGCAAUAUUGAAUGAGUCCAAAUACAUCUGUACUAAAAUACAUGUUACCAACCACACGGAGUACCAUGGCUGCCUCCAGCUGGACAACCCCACUCACAUGAAUAAUGGAGACUACACUCUGAUUGCCAAGAAUGAGUAUGGGAAGGAUGAGAAGCAAAUAUCUGCUCACUUCAUGGGAUGGCCUGGAAUUGAUGACGGUUCAAACCCAAGUUAUCCUGAUGUAAUUUAUGAAGAUUAUGGGACUACAGUGAACGACACCACAAACAGAAGUAAUGGAAUCCCUUCCACAGAUGUGUCUGACAAAGCUGGACGAGAACAUCUCUCGGUCUAUGCUGUGGUGGUAAUUGCAUCUGUGGUAGGAUUUUGUCUGCUGGUGAUGCUGUUUCUUCUUAAGUUAGCAAGACACUCCAAGUUUGGCAUGAAAGAUUUCUCAUGGUUUGGAUUUGGGAAAGUAAAAUCAAGACAAGGUGUUGGCCCAGCCUCAGUUAUCAGCAAUGAUGACGAUUCAGCCAGCCCACUUCACCACAUCUCCAAUGGGAGUAACACUCCAUCUUCUUCAGAGGGCGGCCCCGAUGCUGUCAUUAUUGGAAUGACCAAGAUCCCUGUCAUCGAAAACCCACAAUAUUUUGGCAUCACUAACAGUCAGCUCAAGCCAGACACAUUUGUUCAGCACAUCAAGCGCCAUAAUAUUGUUCUGAAAAGGGAGCUAGGCGAAGGAGCCUUUGGAAAAGUUUUCCUAGCUGAAUGCUAUAACCUCUGUCCUGAGCAGGAUAAGAUCUUGGUGGCAGUAAAGACCCUGAAGGAUGCCAGUGACAAUGCACGCAAGGACUUUCACCGUGAAGCCGAGCUGCUGACCAACCUGCAGCAUGAGCACAUCGUCAAGUUCUAUGGUGUCUGUGUGGAGGGAGACCCACUCAUUAUGGUCUUUGAGUACAUGAAGCACGGGGACCUCAACAAGUUCCUCAGGGCACACGGGCCCGAUGCGGUGCUGAUGGCCGAAGGGAACCCCCCGACCGAGCUGACACAGUCGCAGAUGCUGCACAUCGCCCAACAGAUCGCUGCAGGCAUGGUUUACCUGGCCUCCCAACACUUCGUGCACCGGGACCUGGCCACAAGGAACUGCCUGGUGGGGGAGAACCUUCUGGUGAAAAUCGGGGACUUCGGAAUGUCCCGGGAUGUGUACAGCACAGACUACUACAGGGUUGGGGGCCACACUAUGUUGCCCAUUCGCUGGAUGCCCCCAGAAAGCAUCAUGUACCGGAAGUUCACCACAGAGAGUGAUGUCUGGAGCCUCGGGGUUGUGCUGUGGGAGAUCUUCACAUAUGGCAAACAGCCCUGGUACCAACUAUCAAAUAAUGAGGUGAUUGAAUGCAUUACUCAGGGCCGAGUGCUGCAGCGACCUCGAACAUGCCCCCAGGAGGUGUAUGAGCUGAUGCUGGGGUGCUGGCAGCGAGAACCACACAUGCGGAAGAACAUCAAGGGCAUCCACACUCUUCUCCAGAACUUGGCCAAGGCAUCUCCAGUCUACUUGGAUAUUCUAGGCUAGGGCGCUUUCUCCCAGGCCAAUCCUUCCCAACACACCUCCUCAGAUGGGUGACAGGAUGAACAUCUUUCAACUGUCGCUGGAUGCCAUCAAAAUGCUGUUCUUAACUCUGACAGUAUUAACAACAAAGACACCAAGAUGCUUUCAGAGGGAAGCAAUGUGUACUCCAUCUGUAGACACAGUCUUGACUUCUUUUUGGCAUUCUCUCUUCUCUCUUUCCAUCUCCCUUGGUUCAUUCUUCAGUUUUUAUUUUAUUAUGAUAAUUAUUUUCCUGCUUCUUACUUCUUACCCUUUCUUUUAACUUGAUCUGGCUUCGGCAUUACUAUUAACUCUGCAUAGACAAAGGCCUUAAAAAACCUAAUUUGUUAUAUCAGCAGACCCUCCAGUUUGCCCACCACAAUUAACAAUGCCUUGUUGUAUUCCUGCCUUUGAUGUGGAUGAAAAAAAGGGAAAACAAAUAUUUGACUCAAACUUUGUCACUUCUGUUGUACAGACACUGGGAGUUUAUAUGGAUUCAUUUAAAUUUAUUUAUUAUUAUUGUUGUUGUUCUUGUUGUUUUUGGAUGGCUUAAGCCUGUACAUGGAAAAAACCCGAAAAUUUAUGUUCAGUCUGGGAAGCUUUUAUCUAUGGGAGAUUAAAAACAGAGAGAAAGAAGAUUUAUUAUUAACCACAGUAUGGGAAGAACAAAGAUAACCAUUGUGAUCAGUUGACAUCGUUCCCAAUUUAGGCGAACCAAGCAACUGUUAGCUGGAAGGGAUCUAUUCACCACCUUCCUCCAGGAUCUUUCUGAUGAGUAAAAAGACUGUUGAACUCUGUGCCAUGGGACACUUCUUUCCCAUAAUCAGAGACAUUGUAGUGUAGAAAAGAGAAAAGAUGGAAUCUGUGAGGCACAAGGUGGUGCCUCUUAUGUUUAGAUACAAUCUUGUAAUUUGUAGGUCUUGAUGACAGCACCGGCUUGUUUUAAAGUGUUAUCCAAUUAGGCUUUGGCACAUUAGUUUGAAAAAAGGUAGAUUCUUGGCCAGAGAAAAUUUAAGGGUCAGAUGUGAAAGCC
This is a messenger RNA of Elephantulus edwardii (Cape elephant shrew), 3613 nucleotides long. RefSeq names its product neurotrophic tyrosine kinase, receptor, type 2 (gene NTRK2). Gene Ontology annotation, molecular function: brain-derived neurotrophic factor binding; ATP binding; axon guidance receptor activity. Lineage: Eukaryota; Metazoa; Chordata; Mammalia; Macroscelidea; Macroscelididae. Gene Ontology annotation, cellular component: plasma membrane; signaling receptor complex; neuronal cell body. The transcript is spliced from 18 exons. Bases 58 to 2565 code for a protein of 835 amino acids. The record is from RefSeq and is a predicted model, not a curated record. Gene Ontology annotation, biological process: regulation of phosphatidylinositol 3-kinase/protein kinase B signal transduction; multicellular organism development; trans-synaptic signaling by neuropeptide, modulating synaptic transmission.